Molecule: messenger RNA, 662 nt
Organism: Portunus trituberculatus (swimming crab)
Lineage: Eukaryota; Metazoa; Arthropoda; Malacostraca; Decapoda; Portunidae
Exons: 2
Coding region: 16-423 (135 amino acids)
Source: RefSeq, a predicted model, not a curated record
UUCACGAGGGCCGACAUGUAUCCUGUGCCACUCAAACAAAGGCACACAUCCACACCUAUCACUCCAUCAUUUACCAAAGGAGGAACAGAGCUCUCCCAGCUGCUCAUCCCUUGCAAGUGGUCGCCAUCGUCCGCAUCCGCGUGGGACACACAACACUCGCCGCACACUUGUACUGCCUACGUCUGUCUCCUGAUCCCAUCUGCCCUUGGUGUAGGACUAUUCCUGAGACCAUUGAGCAUUUCCUGCUCUACUGCCCACGCUUCCACCCCCCACUGCACUGCAUUACGUUCUUGGCUCUCUGCCCUGGGCAUCGACCUGCUUACCCUCCUGGCGGCCUCAGGUGUCCAUCCCUCCCGGCAAUCUGCUGUCCUUCGCCUUACCUGUGCCUUCUUGAGGAAGACCGGCCAGCUAUCGCGCCUGUGAUAUCCACACAGGACUACUCCAGGGCUCAUAAGGAUUUAAAGAUCUUCGCGGCCCUGACAACAACAACAACAUCCCUUUCAAGUCCUUAACAACAUAUUGCAGCAAUUAUAAGAAAUGAAGAUUUCACGAGGGCCGACGUGUAUCCUGUGCCACUCAAACAAAGGCACACAUCCACACCUAUCACUCCAUCAUUUACCAAAGGAGGAACAGAGGUACUGUACUAUGCUGCAAAGUGAUAU